AUGGCUGCCAACGGUACCAACGGCGUCCACCAGGACGAGCCCAACUUCCUCUUCACCUCCGAGUCUGUCGGUGAGGGCCACCCCGACAAGAUUGCCGACCAGGUCUCCGAUGCCAUCCUCGAUGCCUGCUUGGCUCAGGACCCCCUCUCCAAGGUUGCUUGCGAGACCGCCACCAAGACCGGCAUGAUCAUGGUCUUCGGCGAGAUCUCAACCCGCGCCCAGAUUGACUACCAGAAGACCGUCCGUGAUGCCAUCAAGGACAUCGGCUACGAUCACUCUGACAAGGGCUUUGACUACAAGACCUGCAACCUUCUCGUCGCCAUUGAGCAGCAGUCCCCCGAUAUCGCUCAGGGCCUCCACUACGAUGAGGCUCUCGAGAAGCUCGGUGCUGGUGACCAGGGUAUCAUGUUCGGCUAUGCCACUGACGAGACCCCCGAGCUCUUCCCUCUCACUCUCCUCUUCGCCCACAAGCUGAACGCUGCCAUGUCUGCUGCCCGCCGUGACGGCUCUCUGCCAUGGCUCCGCCCUGAUACCAAGACCCAGGUCACCAUUGAGUACAAGAAGGACGGUGGUGCCGUUGUUCCCCAGCGUGUCCACACCGUCGUCGUCUCUGCCCAGCACUCUCCUGAUAUCACCACUGAGCAGCUCCGCAAGGAGAUCAAGGAGAAGAUCAUCAAGGCCACCAUCCCCGCCAAGUACCUUGACGAGAACACCAUCUACCACAUCCAACCCUCUGGUCUCUUCAUCAUCGGUGGUCCCCAGGGUGACGCCGGUCUCACUGGCCGCAAGAUCAUUGUUGACACCUACGGUGGUUGGGGUGCCCACGGUGGUGGUGCCUUCUCCGGCAAGGAUUUCUCCAAGGUCGACAGAUCCGCUGCUUACCUCGCCCGCUGGGUCGCCAAGUCCCUGGUCAACGCCAAGCUGGCUCGUCGUGCCCUCGUCCAGUUCUCCUACGCCAUUGGUGUUGCUGAGCCACUCUCCAUCAACGUUGACACCUACGGUACCUCUGAAAAGAGCUCUGCCGAGCUGGUCGAGAUCAUCAACAAGAACUUCGACCUCCGCCCCGGUGUUAUUGUCCGUGAGCUGAACCUGGACCGCCCCAUCUACCUCCAGACCGCCAAGAACGGUCACUUCGGUACCAACCAGAGCUUCACUUGGGAACAGCCCAAGGAGCUCAAGUUCUAA
Molecule: messenger RNA, 1185 nt
Organism: Clonostachys rhizophaga
Lineage: Eukaryota; Fungi; Ascomycota; Sordariomycetes; Hypocreales; Bionectriaceae
Source: the annotation of a GenBank genome assembly